GGCUCAUAAGACUUUUGCUCUGCUCCUAUAUUAAAGGCUACUUCCUCUCUUUCUCUCUCCUCUCAGAUCUCACCAAUAUCUUCGAGUCGUUUUUGCCACAGUUGCUGGCCUACCCGAACCCCAUCGACCCUCUGAAUGGGGACGCCGCAGCCAUGUACCUACACCGGCCAGAGGACUACAAACAGAAAAUCAAAGAAUACAUCCAGAAAUAUGCAACAGAGGAGGCUCUGAAGGAGCAGGAGGAAGGAGCGGGCGACUCCUCUUCAGAAAGCUCCAUGUCCGACUUUUCAGAGGACGAAGCUCAGGACAUGGAGUUGUAGUUAAGGGUGACAGUUUCUCCCCUUUACCACAGAGACUAUAUUAUUUCCUAACCAUGCGAAGCAGACUAUAAAAGAUUCAUAUUUAAACAAGGUGAUUUUUUUUUUAAUCGUUAUUAUUACUAAACCAGGAUUUUUAUGGAUAUCUAGCGUUGAUGAUGAAUACGGCACCCUCUCUAGGUGUUCUAUCUCUACUUCUUGGUGGUUGUUUUUUUUCCCCUUUUUUCUCUUUUACUCUCUAACUCGCUCUCUCCU
Messenger RNA from Sinocyclocheilus grahami, 572 nucleotides. RefSeq names its product ubiquitin-conjugating enzyme E2 H-like. The annotation marks the transcript as partial. The record is from RefSeq and is a predicted model, not a curated record. Lineage: Eukaryota; Metazoa; Chordata; Actinopteri; Cypriniformes; Cyprinidae. The transcript has 2 exons.